This is a messenger RNA of Etheostoma cragini (Arkansas darter), 1042 nucleotides long. RefSeq names its product Bardet-Biedl syndrome 1 (gene bbs1). The annotation marks the transcript as partial. The record is from RefSeq and is a predicted model, not a curated record. Lineage: Eukaryota; Metazoa; Chordata; Actinopteri; Perciformes; Percidae. Gene Ontology annotation, molecular function: smoothened binding; patched binding. Gene Ontology annotation, cellular component: centrosome; axoneme; BBSome. Gene Ontology annotation, biological process: protein localization to cilium; non-motile cilium assembly. The transcript is spliced from 2 exons.
CACACACACACACACACAGACCCUGACCCUGAUGGUUUGUGUCUCUUCAGGGACUCGGACAAACCGAAGUACUGCAUUGAGCUGUCGUCCCACCCGGUCGGUCUGGUGCGAGUCGGCAAGAACGUGGUGGUCGGCUGCAGCGACGAGAGCCUGCAGAGCUUCACACAGAAGGGGAAGAGGCUGUGGACCGCCGUCCUCCCGGCGCCCAUCACCACCAUGGCGCCCAUGGACCUGCCGACUCGGGGCUUCCAGGCGGUUCUGCUCGGCCUCGCCAACAACGAGGUGCAGCUGUACCGGGACAAGAACCUGCUGAGCACCAUCAGGACGCCCGACGUGGUCACCAGCAUCUGCUUUGGCCGCUACGGCCGCGAGGACGGCACGCUCGUCAUGACCACGCGGAAGGGCGGCCUGAUGGUGAAGAUCCUGAAGAGGACGGCGACCUUCGAGGACCGGGACGGCGCGCCCGGGCCGCCGCUGGCCCAGAGCGUGCGCCUCAACGUGCCCAAGAAGACCAAGCUGUACGUGGACCAGACCCUGAGGGAGCGGGAGAACGCCGUGGCCAUGCACGGCGCCUUCCAGAUGGACCUGAGCCGCCUGCGCCUCGCCGCCGCCAAGGCCUACGUGAAGGCGCUGGAGUCCAGCCUCACGCCGAUGUCCGCCAGCCUCACGGAGCCGCUGAAGAUGAACGCCGUGGUGCAGGGUCUGGGCCCGUCCUUCAAGCUGACCCUCAACAUGCAGAACACGGCGGCGUGCCGGCCCGUCAUCAACCUGGCCGUCAGCUUCCUGUACGACGAGGGCCUGUACCGCAUGAGGAACCCCUACAUGAGGAUCCCGCUGCUGGUCCCCGGACUCAUCUACCCCGUGGAGACCUUUGUGGAGUGCACCAGCGACCGGGGCGUCUCUGACAUCAUCAAGGUGUUCGUCCUGCACGAGGGGCGGAGCUCGCCGCUGCUGACCGCGCACAUCAACAUGCCCGUCAGCGAGGGGCUCACGCUCAGCUGAUCCCCCUCAGCUGAUACCCCUCGGCUGAUCCCCCUCAGCU